Molecule: messenger RNA, 840 nt
Organism: Mycotypha africana
Lineage: Eukaryota; Fungi; Mucoromycota; Mucoromycetes; Mucorales; Mycotyphaceae
Exons: 4
Coding region: 1-840 (279 amino acids)
Source: RefSeq, a predicted model, not a curated record
AUGGACUGCAUCAUUGAGGAAGGAGAACAGUUUAACCUCAGGAACUUGACUAAUACCAUUUACAAGGAAUCACAACCUGUUCCCACUGAGGUGGAUCCUAAGGAUGAAGAUUUGGAAAGUAGAAUUUCUCUUGCGACCGAGAGACUACAAAAAUAUGUAGCUGACAGUGCGCAGCCAUCUAAUGGUCGAUCAGCUAGUGGUACCCCUACUAUAACAACAACGCCGUCCACCAAAGCUAAAUUACAUUCAAUAUUAGGAGCAGCUUCAGCAGUUGGUGUCUUAAGUAUCGACGUUAGGGUUCCUCAGAUGAACGAAAGAAUCAGAGUCGCGGGUGGUCGCAAAAGGAAGGUGGCAAACUCUAGAAAAACAGAAAAGAAAGGUACUACUACUGGCCACUAUCUUAAGUUCCUGGUUGGUACGUUAGAUCAAUUAGACAAAUACCCUGAAUUAAAAGGAUUCUAUCUCGUUAUGGAUAAUGCUCAUAUCCAUAAUCAUGAAGAUAUUGAACGUUUGAUUACUGAUAGAGGUAGACAAUCAGGCUUGUCGUCGACUACGUUUCUCCAAUUGGAUUUGAUAGCUUCAAUUGUCAUUCCAUCUUCCCAUACUCCUGUUAUUCUGGCCUUUGAGUCAAUUAUUUCUGGUGUUCCCUCGUAUCAACAGGAUCAAUAUGUACAAAAACUUGUACGAGAUUUCUCCAUUGUAGAUCCUAGAGUACACACAUAUUUCGAGAACGAUCUGAUCGUGAAACUAAAUUUCCUAUGUUACUUCCAGUUAGAAGUACUUCUGCGUGACUCUUUAUUCCCUCCAAAACCUACCACCACUUUUGGUACAGGCAAGUAG